Zerene cesonia (dogface butterfly) is the source of this 1461-nucleotide messenger RNA. RefSeq names its product cytochrome P450 4C1-like. The record is from RefSeq and is a predicted model, not a curated record. Gene Ontology annotation, molecular function: iron ion binding; monooxygenase activity; oxidoreductase activity, acting on paired donors, with incorporation or reduction of molecular oxygen. The transcript has 9 exons. Lineage: Eukaryota; Metazoa; Arthropoda; Insecta; Lepidoptera; Pieridae. The coding region runs from base 1 to 1461 and encodes 486 amino acids.
AUGUUCUAUGAAUUAGUAGUAUGUAUGGUGAUACUAAUGAUAUGGUCCUUGUGGCGUAGUGAGAAGUCAGAUGUUGAUAAUUUGCCCGGGCCUCCUCGAUGGCCCAUUGUCGGGAGUUUGCCCAUAUUCCUCGGACUUAAUGAAAGUGAAAUAUUUACAAUUUUAACGGGUUUCUCGAAGGAAUACGGCCAUCGCGUCAGAUUGAAAAUAUUUAACUCCAAUGUUAUCCAUUUGUAUGAUCCUAAGGAUAUCGAGAUUGUUUUAACAAAUUCGAAGAAUAUAACAAAAAGUAAAGGGUACCUGUUUCUCAAACCCUGGCUUGGGACAGGGUUGCUCAUUAGUACAGGUACAAAGUGGCACAAGCGGCGUAAGAUCCUCACGCCCGCGUUCCACUUCGACAUCCUGAAGAACUUCGCGCGCGUGUUCGAGGAGGAGAGCCGCGCGCUGGUGGGCGACCUGCGCGCGCGCCUGCAGCGCGGCGAACGCACCCUCGACGUCAUGGCUUUUAUCAGCGAUUAUACUCUAUAUGCGAUUUGCGAAACCGCAAUGGGCAUUCGAUUGAAUUCAGAAAUCAGUGCCGCCAAAUCUGAGUACAAGAAGGCCAUUUUAGGCAUCGGACAGGCGAUUUAUCGUCGCUUAACACGAUUCUGGUUGUAUUACGACAUUGUGUUUUAUUUAACACCAACUGGCAGACAGUUUAAGAAACAUUUAGAGCAGAUUUGUUUCUUCACAAAUACUGUAAUUGAGGAGAAAAGAAAGAAGAAAAAUGAAACAGAGUCAUCGGCAACGGGCAAGAGGAGAAUGGCUCUGCUGGAUCUCUUGUUGGACGCAGAGAGCAAAGGGGAAAUAGAUAUGGAAGGGAUAAGAGAUGAAGUGAAUACGUUUAUGUUUGAGGGUCACGAUACAACGGCGCUGGCGUUGACAUUUGGGCUUAUGCUCUUGGCUGAUCAUGAAGAUGUGCAGGAGAAAAUGUUUGAAGAAUGCAAGAUUACGUUUGGAGAUUCGACAAGGACAGCCAACACAUCAGAUCUCGCUGAGAUGAAGUACUUAGAUGCGGUUAUCAAAGAAGUACUAAGGCUUUAUCCCAGCGUGCCGUUAAUUGGGAGAGAGAUUACUGAAGAACUGGUGUUAGAUGAUCUGGUUAUUCCACGAGAUUAUGAAGUGAUCAUACACAUCUAUGAAUUGCAGCGGCGCGGUGACUUGUUCCCGGAUCCUGAAGUGUUCCGCCCGGAACGAUUCCUGAAUGGGGAUAAAACUAACUUCAGCUAUUUACCCUUUAGCGCUGGGCCCAGGAACUGUAUUGGUCAACGGUUUGCAAUGCAAGAAAUGAAAUGCAUGUUAAGUGAAAUAGUUCGCAAUUUUAAAUUGUCACCAAUCGAGAAAGGAUAUCGGCCCAGUAUUAAAGCUGAUUUAGUAUUACGUCCCAAUGAACCUGUAUUGGUGAAGUUUUCUUCGAGAUGA